Molecule: messenger RNA, 3411 nt
Organism: Ostrea edulis (European flat oyster)
Lineage: Eukaryota; Metazoa; Mollusca; Bivalvia; Ostreida; Ostreidae
Exons: 22
Coding region: 291-3068 (925 amino acids)
Biological process (GO): regulation of transcription by RNA polymerase II; cell differentiation
Molecular function (GO): RNA polymerase II cis-regulatory region sequence-specific DNA binding; DNA-binding transcription factor activity, RNA polymerase II-specific
Source: RefSeq, a predicted model, not a curated record
UUAAUUCCCGACGUGAAAAGAACGGCUACUCGUAUUCAACAUUUAACAUCAAAACGAAAGUACAUUGUACAAAACUUUUGGAAAUCCUAUAGUACAUGUGAUGUUCCUGAGACGAUUGCAUUUGUGGCAGCAAACAAAUUAUGGAUAUUUGUUAAAUCAUUUCAAACUCUUGCAGUGCGGAAAACGUGGACAUUGUGUGCAGCAAUAGGGAGAUUAUUGUUACAAGGAUAGGCGCAACCACUUCCGUCCGUGAAAUGACGUUGCAGCGUUGAAAACUGGAGUGGGUCAAUAUGUCAAUGUUAACUGUGAAAGAAUACGUAGGGCUGCUCCUAGUCGUGUUACUUAUUGAGAUUUCCUGCGUGAAUGCGUUCACCAAACCCUGCAAUGCGUCCCUGCAGACUGUUUCCAUGGUAACGGAAUGUCCAACCAACCAGUCUUCAUAUGAAGCAGCUGCCGGCCGAAAGAACUGUCAGCCCCUGCUAGGACAAGGGAGUGGGUGUGAAUCUCUCCAGUACCACUGUGUAUUGAGUGAAGACUUGAAUAGUUUAGUGGAAGUGUGUGCACCUUCCUUGAAUAUCAUAGGUCAUGUUUGUACCAUGUUCAGUUCCAAAGAAAGAAGUGUAAAAAGAAUUGAUGACCUCAGCUGUAAGAAUGUUACUGGAUUUACUGAGUGCCCAUACUCCUACAACUCCACCUCUGCAUAUAAGUAUCAGCAGUGUUACACCAAAGCACACAGUUUCUUCCCAACAGAGGCUACCCAAAGUUAUAGUAGCUCAAGCAACCCGACAACCAGAAAAAAAGAUUCGCAGAGUUCCAGCGAUCUGUCAUGGAUUGGAUAUGUGUUUUUGGCAGUGGCAGUAGUUGGAGUGUCCAUUAUCAGCUUUUUGGUAUGGCGUCGCUAUAAAAGAGCACAACCGAACAAUGGUAUUGUCCGUUGGGAAAAGAACACAGCAGAUGCUGAAGAAAAUCGUAAUGACGAACUAGAUGGACAUGGUGUGCCUUUGUUACGAGUAAACAUAGGACAGGAACCCGCUAACGGUGGUACUGAAGACAACGACAAUCGUGUCGAGGCAAAACUUGAUGUUAGCACAGAGAGCAGUGACAUGAAAGAGAUGCUCAAGUUAUCAACAGCUUUAUUGAUACAAAGUCUUAAAAAUCCUGAUGAAACUUGGACAACAACAAAAAUUAUUUAUCAUGUCGAAAACCUGAUAAACCAGUGUCAGGAUGCGAGAGAAACUACUCUAUUGGUGGAUUUUAUUAAAAAAAUAAACGAAGAUGUAUUAAUCCAAAACACUUUAAUUCAAUGUGGACCAAUAAUGCUCGAAUUGAUUUCCUCAGUUCAGGAAAGAUAUAAAGCUACGAAAGUUCUUAUCAAGGAUGGAUGUGUGUGUUUCAUUAUGUGUUUUGCUGAAUGCCAGGAUUUGCAGAAUUUUGUAACCGAUCUUCAAAAAGGAAAUAACGAUUUUACGAAAGAUGUGUCUAGAAUUUUAAUGAAUCCCACAUUCUUGAGUGUCUUUGACAUAAACUCUGAAGUCGUCACAUGGAAAGCAACAGAAAUCAAAGUUUACAAAGCAUCUAAAGAGGGGCAGUCGAUACAACUAGAAAGCCCAUUAGCUGGAACUUACAGAGAUACCUUUGAAGAUGAUAACGAAACUGGAACACCAGUUAAAGCAUCCAGUGCUCCAACUGACGCAUCAUUUGAAGACUCCUUCACUUCACCUAUAAAUCAACACGACAGCCCAGGUCAACAAAAAGAGCGAAAGUCGCGAUCUGUCUACACCAAACAGCAGAAGGACUAUCUGGAGAAAAAAUACCAAGCCAAGAAGAAGCCCUUCCAAUCAGAGAUAUUAGAAAUAGCCAACGAGACUGGCCUGUCGAUAACACAGGUAAAUACCUGGUUUCAAAACAGACGAGCGAAAGAAAAAAAGCUACAGAAGAAAACUAGUGAAGAUGACAAAGAGACAAAUGCAGAUGAAACAAUAGAGACCGAAUUUGACAAUGAAGAGUCGCAUGAAAGUUUUGCUUCUGAUGGUGUUUCAGACGAAGUGCAGUAUUCCAAACAAAGUAAAUCAGGAAACAAACAAUCAGCGACACCAUCCUACAAACAUGGAAUGGAGGAUGAACACGAGGAUGAGAUUGACGUAGUUCACAGUGAAAGUGAAGGGGCAUCUAAAGAGGGGCAGUCGAUACAACUAGAAAGCCCAUUAGCUGGAACUUACAGAGAUACCUUUGAAGAUGAUAACGAAACUGGAACACCAGUUAAAGCAUCCAGUGCUCCAACUGACGCAUCAUUUGAAGACUCCUUCACUUCACCUAUAAAUCAACACGACAGCCCAGGUCAACAAAAAGAGCGAAAGAUGCGAUCUGUCUACACCAAACAGCAGAAGGACUAUCUGGAGAAAAGAUUCCAAGCCAACCGGUAUCCCUCCAAAUCAGAGAUAUUUGAAAUAGCCAACGAGACUGGCCUGUCGAUAACACAGGUAAAUACCUGGUUUCAAAACAGACGAGCGAAAGAAAAAAGGCUACAGAAGAAAACUAGUGAAGAUGACAAAGAGACAAAUGCAGAUGAAACAAUAGACACCGAAUUUGACAAUAAAGAGUCGCAUGAAAGUUUUGCUUCUGAUGGUGUUUCAGACGAAGUGCAGUGUUCCAAACAAAGUGAAUCAGGAAACAAACAAUCAGCGACACCAGUCUACAAACCUUACCAACUUGAAAUGGAGGAUGAAGACAAGGAUGAUAUUGACGUAGUUCACAGUGAAAGUGAAGGGGACAAAUCCACAAGCGGGGAGGUUGAAGAUGCAUUCCAUUCUGAAACCAACCAGUAUCCAGCAUACAGAAGAGUCAGGACUAGAGCAUUGUCAUUUAAUGAUUGCGAAUACAAUAUCGGAGAGAGAAGAAAUGAAUUUGCAAGAUCCGGAUUUUUUUAUGAAGGAUUGGGAAAAACAUCAUGUUUCCACUGCGGAAUCGAGAAAACUGAUUGGAAGGAUUCCGACGAUAUUCUCAAAGUUCAUUUAACGAUACAUGCAUCUUGUGAAUAUGUUAAAUACAUACAAUCACUCAUCCCUUGAAAACAAAUUGAUUAAUACUUGUCGCUUGUAUUCAAUCUUAUCACCUACUUGUGUUCUCAGAGCAAUACAGCUUGAUAGAGUAUGCAAUGCAUCUGUACAACAUAUUCAUUUUUUUGUGCUUAAAAUACAUUUAAUUAGACUGUGUGGAUAAAUUCGGGCAUUUCAUGUUUAGAAUAAGUGACAUGUUAUGGUCUACUUCAUGCAACAGAGCGUUGCUUCAUUACCGUAUGUGUUUUAACAUUAGUGAUAAUUAUAAUCAUUUAGUGGAAUUUCGAGACGUAUUUUUACAAACAAAAAUCCUCAUUCUUUCCUAUUUUUAGAAAUAAAGGUGACAGUAAAUCAU